GCUGCCCCGCCCUCCACGGCGCCUGCUCGGUGGAGCGAGCAGAGCCGGGCGGCUUCUCAGGGAAAGAGGACCUGCGGUACGUCUCAGAACCGGACCGCUGAGCCUGUGGCUGCCGCCGCGCGCUGUAACUUGACACCUCAGACUCCGACUCCCCUUGGCUCGGCCCGCGCGCCCCAGGCCCGGCCCGGGCGGCGCGACGGGAGGAUGAGCGGCGGGCGGCGGAAGGAGGAGCCUCCUCAGCCGCAGCUGGCUAACGGGGCCCUCAAAGUCUCUGUCUGGAGCAAGGUGCUGCGGAGCGACGCGGCCUGGGAGGACAAGGAUGAAUUUUUAGAUGUGAUCUACUGGUUCCGACAGAUCAUUGCUGUGGUCCUGGGUGUCAUUUGGGGAGUUUUGCCAUUGAGAGGUUUCUUGGGAAUAGCAGGAUUCUGCCUGAUCAAUGCAGGAGUCCUGUACCUCUACUUCAGCAACUACCUACAGAUCGAUGAGGAGGAAUAUGGCGGCACAUGGGAGCUCACCAAAGAAGGGUUUAUGACAUCUUUUGCCUUGUUCAUGGUCAUUUGGAUCAUCUUCUACACUGCCAUCCACUAUGACUAAUGGUGUACGGCUCCCACCUGCUUCCUGUCCAGUCUAAAGGACCUUCUUAGAGCACAGAAACAUGAUUGUUGAGGCAUCCCUGCCACAUGGAACCUGGAAGACCUGUGUUUCUUGGACCAAGAAUCAAUGUGUUGGGCGUCAGUGUUUUCUGCAAGGGUUGUGACCCGAAACUUUUUAAAGAACCAUCUGCCUUUGGGGGAAGCAUUUCUGGAUUUGUCCAUCACCAACCAUUUCUUCACGAGACCAUCAUGUAACAGCCGUUUGCUGAGUGGCACUCUAAUUAAUUUGAUGCACCUCUGGAUCCGGAUGAAACAAAUUUUCUUCCUCAGUUCUCCAUCAGGUGUACAGCUUUUAAACUAUUGGUGGUAUUUCAAGUUUUCUGAAAGCAGUAUGGCAGUGUGUGCGUGGUCCAUAGCACAGUACAAGCAGCAUCUAAUAACAGUUUUCAUUGUAGAAUGUUUUCAGAUACUUGAAUAAACAAGUCUUUAACUGAGAA
Molecule: messenger RNA, 1090 nt
Organism: Castor canadensis (American beaver)
Lineage: Eukaryota; Metazoa; Chordata; Mammalia; Rodentia; Castoridae
Gene: Rab5if
Product: RAB5 interacting factor
Biological process (GO): mitochondrial respirasome assembly
Source: RefSeq, a predicted model, not a curated record